Messenger RNA from Ochotona curzoniae (black-lipped pika), 1935 nucleotides. RefSeq names its product histone deacetylase 2 (gene HDAC2). The transcript is spliced from 14 exons. NCBI's taxonomy places the organism in Eukaryota, Metazoa, Chordata, Mammalia, Lagomorpha, Ochotonidae. Gene Ontology annotation, molecular function: histone deacetylase activity. The record is from RefSeq and is a predicted model, not a curated record. Bases 129 to 1595 code for a protein of 488 amino acids.
GGCCGGGCGGUACCGAGCCCUCCGGGGACCCCUGCGACCUGCGCUUCCCCGCGGCCCGGCACCCUCCACCCCGUCCCCGCUCGAGCCGCGGCGGCCGGAGCCGAGCAGCAGCCAUAGCCGGGGCACCCAUGGCGUACAGUCAAGGAGGCGGCAAGAAGAAAGUGUGCUAUUACUACGAUGGUGAUAUUGGAAACUACUAUUAUGGACAGGGACAUCCCAUGAAACCUCAUAGGAUCCGCAUGACUCAUAACUUGCUGUUAAAUUAUGGCUUAUACAGAAAAAUGGAAAUAUAUAGGCCCCACAAAGCCACAGCUGAAGAAAUGACAAAAUACCACAGUGAUGAGUACAUCAAGUUUCUGCGGUCCAUAAGACCAGACAACAUGUCGGAGUAUAGUAAGCAGAUGCAGAGAUUUAAUGUUGGAGAAGAUUGCCCCGUGUUUGAUGGACUCUUUGAGUUUUGUCAGCUCUCAACUGGUGGCUCAGUUGCUGGAGCUGUGAAGUUAAACCGACAGCAGACUGAUAUGGCUGUUAACUGGGCCGGAGGAUUACAUCAUGCCAAAAAGUCAGAAGCGUCAGGAUUCUGUUAUGUUAAUGACAUUGUGCUUGCCAUACUCGAAUUGCUAAAAUAUCAUCAGAGGGUCUUAUAUAUUGAUAUAGAUAUUCAUCAUGGGGACGGUGUGGAAGAAGCCUUUUAUACUACAGACCGUGUAAUGACAGUGUCCUUCCAUAAAUACGGGGAGUAUUUUCCUGGGACUGGAGACUUGAGGGACAUUGGUGCUGGAAAAGGCAAAUACUAUGCUGUCAAUUUUCCAAUGAGAGAUGGCAUAGAUGAUGAGUCUUACGGCCAGAUAUUUAAACCUAUCAUCUCAAAAGUAAUGGAGAUGUAUCAACCUAGUGCUGUAGUAUUGCAGUGUGGAGCCGACUCAUUAUCUGGCGACAGACUAGGAUGCUUCAAUUUAACAGUCAAAGGUCAUGCUAAAUGUGUAGAAGUUGUUAAGACUUUUAACCUGCCGUUACUGAUGCUUGGGGGAGGAGGGUACACCAUCCGCAAUGUGGCUCGCUGCUGGACCUAUGAGACUGCGGUUGCUUUGGACUGUGAGAUCCCUAACGAAUUGCCAUAUAAUGAUUACUUUGAGUAUUUUGGGCCAGACUUCAAGCUGCAUAUUAGCCCUUCCAACAUGACUAACCAGAAUACUCCGGAGUAUAUGGAAAAGAUAAAACAGCGUUUAUUUGAGAAUCUGCGCAUGUUACCUCAUGCGCCUGGUGUCCAGAUGCAGGCUAUUCCAGAGGAUGCGGUCCAUGAAGACAGCGGCGAAGAAGACGGAGAAGAUCCAGACAAGAGAAUUUCUAUCCGAGCAUCAGACAAGCGGAUAGCUUGUGAUGAAGAAUUCUCCGAUUCUGAGGAUGAAGGGGAAGGAGGUCGUAGAAAUGUGGCCGAUCAUAAGAAAGGAGCGAAGAAAGCUAGGAUGGAAGAAGACAAAAAAGAGACGGAGGACAAGAAAGCAGAUGUUAAGGAGGAAGAUAAAGCAAAGGACAGCAGUGUUGAAAAGGCAGAUACCAAAGGAGCCAAGUCGGAACAGCUCAACAACCCUUGAAUUUGAAAGUCUCAUUUACUUCAAGAAACCAUUUAAAAAGUGAGAAAAUAUUGGGAGGAAAAUUGUUUUCUUUUUGAGGACUUCUGGCUCCAUUUUAUACUACUUUAGCAUGGACUGUAUUUAUUUUCAAAAUAGCUUUUUUUGUUUUUGUUCUUGGCAAGUUUUAUUGUGAAUUUUUCUAAUUAUGAAGCAGAAUUUCUUUUCCCCACCAUGCUCUAUGUGAUAGUAUUUAAAACUGAUGUGUUAUUAUGUCAACAUGAUCUAUUAAAGAAGUCAUUGGCCUUUCUGAGCUAAUUUUUCCAUCUUUUAUAAUUACCUUUAUUAAAAAAUUGUACUUGGA